AUGAAGGAGCGGCAGUGCGAGUCCUGCAAUUCUGCCAUGCGCCUGGACUGUGGGCCCGGGCGUGUAAUCAAGAUUGCGGGCGCCUUCUAUGGUCGGCUUGACUCUGAACUCUGCCCUCACGCGACACCGGGUACGAUGGAUGUGACCACGUGCUACAUCAGCGGCUUGGGCAUCGUGGCUGAUGCCUGUGAUGGCAAGGGAACCUACAAGUACCUUGAGGUGGACUAUCUGUGUGUGCUGCCUGAGGAGGUGGACUUCGAAGCCAACUGCAACUGCCCAACACCGCCAUGA
Molecule: messenger RNA, 291 nt
Organism: Salpingoeca rosetta
Lineage: Eukaryota; Choanoflagellata; Craspedida; Salpingoecidae
Exons: 2
Coding region: 1-291 (96 amino acids)
Source: RefSeq, a predicted model, not a curated record